Teleopsis dalmanni is the source of this 1470-nucleotide messenger RNA. RefSeq lists its product as uncharacterized. The transcript is spliced from 4 exons. Lineage: Eukaryota; Metazoa; Arthropoda; Insecta; Diptera; Diopsidae. The coding region runs from base 144 to 1409 and encodes 421 amino acids. The record is from RefSeq and is a predicted model, not a curated record.
UAAUAACUAAAAUGUGCUAAACAGUAUUAAAAGUUUUUAGUCGGAUUUUGAACUUGAAAGGUGUAGUACGUAUAACCACAAUUAAAACUAACAGAUACAUUUGCCAGUACUAAAGUCAAUAGCGUUCCCUACACAAACCAAAAAUGAUUAUUAAAAAUCCUUACAAUAUAGUUGUGCCGGCUUAUUUGGAUAAUGAAUUUUUCACUACAGCCUUAGAAGAGGGUCUUCGAGAAGCAAAAAUUAAUAUAACUGAAAUAAAUUUUGAAUGGGGCAGUAAUCCGGGCGAUAAUUACUGUUCGUGCAUAUAUCGUGUUGUUGUCUUAUACGAACGAUUGAGUGGCGAAUACAAUCAAAAAGAGCAAUUAAAUUUAAUAGUGAAGAGUAUACCGAUUACCAAAGAAACACAAUUUUUGGAAGAUGUGGGUGUAUUUAUCAAAGAAAAGAUAAUCUAUACAGAUAUUUUGCCGAGAUUAGAGAUUUUAGGACAAGAUUUUAAGUUUGGUGCAAAUUGUUAUUACACUAUUAAGUCACCAACUCAGACAAUCGUUUUUGAUGAUCUACAAGUGGAUGGAUUCAAAUUGGCAGCACGUCAAGAUGGUUUGGAUUGGCAUCACAGCCUUUUGUUGCUACAACAGCUGGGCAAAUUUCAUGCCACUUCAAUGGUUUUGGCUAGAAAGGAUCCAAAUAUAGUGAAACGUUUGAAGAAUGGCAUGCUCUGCGAAGACACAAUAAUUAAAUCAAACACCUACAAACAUAUAUUCGGUAGUACUUUAUUGCAAUUGAUUUCCUAUGUGAAAAACUGGCAGGGAUAUUUAAAUAUCACGGAACGUCUUGCUUACUAUUAUGAUCACUUCAAUGAGAUAACACUUAAAUCUUCUGAAACUAAACCAGAUGACCGAUAUGUUGUACUUAAUCAUGGCGAUCUAUGGACUACAAAUUUUAUGUUCGCCUAUGAUGAUCCAACAGUACCAAAAAUACCUACACGUGCACUUUUUAUUGAUUUUCAACUAAGUAUUUAUGCUAGUCCUGCUAUGGAUAUAAACUUUUUCCUCAAUACCAGCGUACAAUUAGAAGUAUUACAAAAAUAUCGUGAUGAUCUCAUUUAUGAAUAUUAUAGAACUUUCUCAGAAACACUGAUGCGUCUUCAUUUCCCAAAUAUUCCCACAUUUGAAGAUCUACAGCACGAGUUGCGUAGCCGUGAACUAUACGGUUUAUUUGGUCUUUACGGAUUUUACCCUAUGAUCAGUAUACCAAAAGAGGCAUCUGGCGAUAGCAGUAUUGAGACGUGGUCUGAUGAAACAUUUAAGAGAAAAAAAUUUGAUGCAUCUUUUUCCAGUGAAAAAGUCCAAGCAUUUCUAAAAUGGAAUUUAAAACGAAUGGAAGCAUUGGGGGUUUUUAAUGAUUUUUAAUCAUUAUUUGUAUUACGAGAAUUUAUCUGUAAACUGAAAAUGGAAAGAAAAAUUAAUUAUG